This is a messenger RNA of Cucumis sativus (cucumber), 2003 nucleotides long. Its product is annotated as peroxisomal membrane protein PEX14. The record is from RefSeq and is a predicted model, not a curated record. NCBI's taxonomy places the organism in Eukaryota, Viridiplantae, Streptophyta, Magnoliopsida, Cucurbitales, Cucurbitaceae. Gene Ontology annotation, cellular component: peroxisomal membrane; peroxisomal importomer complex. The transcript is spliced from 12 exons. Gene Ontology annotation, molecular function: signaling receptor binding. Gene Ontology annotation, biological process: protein import into peroxisome matrix, docking. The coding region runs from base 216 to 1781 and encodes 521 amino acids.
AAAAUAAAUAAUGAAUAAUGAAUAAAUAAUUUGUUCUUCGAAAUGCGGAAAAAUCCAGCAUCCGUCUCUACCUCUACCCGCAGCUUUCUUUUGAUAUUUCCUCAUUAUUAUCCUUCAAAUUAUCUUCCUCUUUAUCCCUCAAUUUCUUCGAUCGAGUUUUUCCUUUCUCAGCUGUAAGCUUUGAUGUGCAAGACUUGAAGAAGGAGCUUCCUUCCAUGGCGGCAACUCAAUCUGCUCCUCCUUCUUCCGAUGACGACAACUCCCACAAUUCUGCUUCAGCUCCUGCACGAGCUACGGUUGAGGAUCAUGGGGAUGCGAAGGUGGAGGUUGAGAAGCAAACCUCUCCACCAUCGGUGUUUGUGAACACUGAACCUAUGAGAGAGGAUCAAGUGCAAAAUGCUGUGAAAUUUCUUCAACAUCCUAGAGUAAGAGGCUCUCCUGUUGUGUAUAGACGAUCGUUUUUAGAAAGAAAGGGUCUUACGAAGGAAGAGAUUGAUGAGGCAUUCAGGCGUGUGCCCGACCCUCCUAAUGCUCAGACUACUACUGCGACUGCGAGUCAAGAUGGACAAGUGAACACAGUUCAGCCACAGCCCUCUACGCAAUCUCUUCAACCAGUUGCUGCGGUCUCUCCUCCUGCUGGUGGUGAAUCUCGUGUGGGUACUAUCGCACGGUCGAGAUUCCAUUGGUCACACGCCAUCCUUGCAAUAGGAAUAUUGGCUGUUUCAGGGGCUGGAACAGUUGUAUUAAUCAAGAAUUCUAUUAUUCCUCGGUUGAAAUCUUGGGUGCGUAAAGUUGUAUUAGAAGAUGAUGACGUUGAGAAGAAAAUUGAUUCAAAACCAAGUGCAGCUGAGGAAGCUGCGGCUGCUGCCAAAGCAGCAGCAGCAGCAGCAUCUGAUGUGGCAAAGGCGAGUCAAGAGAUGAUGUUUUCAAAAAAUGAAGAGAAAAAAAAGUUUGAGGACUGUGUCGACUUGUUGGCUGCUCAGCUUGGACAGAUGAAGUUGAUGCUGAAUGCCAUUCAGAAAUUGGAAGCAACCACGUAUGGAAGAACAUCUACUGUUGAUCAAGAAGAUUAUCGAAUAACUCCCAUGAGUUCAAAGCAACCAUAUUCCAAUGGCAAGGUGGACCCUAGCUUGCAGCCAGCUACAUUUGCCACACCUGCCGAACCCUCAGUAGCACCACAUCCCAAGUCUUACAUGGAGAUCAUGGCCAUGAUCCAGAGAGGAGAAAAGCCAUCUAAUAUUCGAGACAUAGAUGAUUUACCUCCCAACCCGAAUCAGCCACCAACAAAUCCUCGCCUAGCACCUAGAGCCAAGCCUUGGGAGGUUGGUACGCAAAACAAUCCUGGCUUUUUCCCUCAGUCUCAAGAAGAUACCAGUUUGAAUUCCUUGGUACAAAACAAUGGUGUGACUUAUGAAAACGAUAACGGUUCAGUGCCUUGGUGGCAGAAAAGAAAUGUUAAUACUACAGAGAUUGAUAAUAAUGAGUUGAAGGCAGGCUCUUCCAAUGGUCUCUCUGCUGAGAAACCCGUUCAACGUGCAUGGGUUCCUCCUCAGCCACCUCCUGUUGCAUUGCCAGAAGCAGCUGAAGCCAUCCGAAGGCCAAAACCAACUAUUCAGAAAGAGCAGUUUACUGAUGAACAGUUAGCAACAACACCAAAUGUAACCGAUGAGUUGCAGAAGGCCACAAAAAUUUCUGAAUCUGGGGGAGCAAUCAAUUAUGAGAACUCGGGAUUGAGCUCUAGUGAGAUACAAGUGGAAGAUAAUGGUACUCGAGGGCAAUGAGAUGGCACUGAAGUAUUAUAAACACCACGUCUUAUCUGGAGGUAUAGUUUCAAAACUUUUUCUUUCUAAAUUCAUAGAAAUAGAUGUUUGAACGCUAUCUGAUUUCCUGAAAAGUUUUUGUGUAUUUUAUUGAAUAUGCUGAACAAAUACUGGUCUUAUUUUCCCUUUAUAGAAUAAAGCUAUUACACAACGUAUUUGAUAGUACAUUGUUUUUCUUUUCAA